Aphanomyces astaci is the source of this 1518-nucleotide messenger RNA. RefSeq lists its product as hypothetical. NCBI's taxonomy places the organism in Eukaryota, Oomycota, Saprolegniomycetes, Saprolegniales, Verrucalvaceae. Gene Ontology annotation, cellular component: plasma membrane. The coding region runs from base 1 to 1518 and encodes 505 amino acids. Gene Ontology annotation, molecular function: metalloendopeptidase activity. The transcript has a single exon. Gene Ontology annotation, biological process: protein processing. The record is from RefSeq and is a predicted model, not a curated record.
AUGUACUACAACAACCCUGCCAGAUGGGCGUCCGUCGAAGCCGACUACAAGGUGUACAUUGCGUCGGUGUUGCAGUUGGCUGGAUACUCUGCCGAGCAAGCUGCGGCGGCCGUGCCUGUGAUCAUCCGUUUUGAGCUAUCUCUGGCCGGUGCCACUGUCCGCAAGCGCGAAGAUACGAAAGCCGUGGUCCCAGCGUACACUUCGUUCACGUUUCACGAACUGGACCAAAAGUACCCGCUGCUCGUCGGUUCGUGGCUCAAGGGCAACGGCUUCAACGUCCGCGACAAAAGCGGCGGGGCGACGGACUGGGUUGGGUUUUACAGCUUGAGCUACUUUGACAAGACUGAAGCGCUGUUGAAGAACACGUCAUUGGAAGACCUCCGCACCAUCGUGGAGUACAAGCUCAUCCACGCCUCGUCCACCCACCUGACCCCUGAAUUCCGCACGGCCAACUGGAACUUGUUCGGCAAGAAGAUUGGUCGCCAAAAGACGGAACCUACUCGUGAAAAUUUCUGCAUGCAUCAAGUGCACACCACCGUUGGGGAGCUCCUGGACAAGUACUAUAUGGACGCGGUGUGGCCGGCUAGCACGGCCAAGACGGCUGACGAAAUGGUCAAUGCCUUGAGAUCUUCCUUCUCCACUGGUAUUGCCACCGCGGACUGGUUGGACAACUCGACCCGCACCAACGCGCAAACCAAGUUGUCAAAGUUUGUGCACUUGCUGGGGGGGUCUGAGAAGUUGCAGGUGUACCCCACCUUGACGUUCGACUCGAAGGCGUACUUGAACAACCGCUGGAAGGUAUCGCAAGUGAACCUCGACACCAACUUGAAGCUGAACGGCCAACCUGUGGACACGCGCAGCUUCGGCAUGUCCCCCCAAAUGACGAACGCGUACUACAGCACCCGCAAUAGGGUCAGCCGAAUUGCAUUCCCAGCUGGCAUUUUUCAAAACCCGUUCUUUGACGGCGAGUUCGAUGCUGCUCAGAAUUUUGGGGCCAUCGGGAUGGUUAUCGGCCACGAAAUCACCCAUGGGUUUGACAGUACACGCCGUAACUUUGAUGACGACGCCAACUUGAACCCGCAGUGGUCGAAUGUCACCUCCGUUGCGUUCAACAACAAGGCUCAGUGCAUCGUCGACCAGUACGCCAAGUUUGUCGUCAAGAGCGAAGUGAAUGGCACUGUGUUGGGCAACCUCAACGGCAGCCUCACGUUGGACGAAAGCAUUGCUGACAACGGCGGGCUCAAGACCAGUUUCCGAGCGUACCACGAGUACUUGAAGAAGUACCCAUCGCAGUACACGGAAGAAACUGGGGACAAGUUGUUCUACUUGUCGUUCGCCCAAGCCUGGUGCUCCAAGAACUCGGACGCCCGCCUCACCGCGUCCUUGUCGGCCUCGUACCCGCCUAGUCGAUUCCGCGUCACGGGGGCGUUGCAAAACAAUGCCGAGUUCGCCCGAGUGUUCAAGUGCCCCACCAACUCGUACUUGAAUCCGUCCAACAAGUGCUUGUUGUGGGAAUAG